Molecule: messenger RNA, 1601 nt
Organism: Anopheles arabiensis
Lineage: Eukaryota; Metazoa; Arthropoda; Insecta; Diptera; Culicidae
Gene: Atg6
Product: beclin-1-like protein
Exons: 2
Coding region: 148-1422 (424 amino acids)
Biological process (GO): late endosome to vacuole transport; autophagy; cellular response to nitrogen starvation
Cellular component (GO): phagophore assembly site; phosphatidylinositol 3-kinase complex, class III, type I; phosphatidylinositol 3-kinase complex, class III, type II
Source: RefSeq, a predicted model, not a curated record
AAAAGGCCAACAAUAUUUUCAUUGCAAAGAGAAACGAUAAAAGUAUCCCACAUAUCGCAAGUCCCCUUACUAAACAAAGAAAGGGUGCGCAUAUUUAUACAACCUAGCCAUUUCCAUCAGUUCCGCCAGAAAGUGUUCUUUUGUAGCAUGAAUGACGCAAAGGUAAGCGUUAGCUUUUCCUGCCAGCGAUGCAUGCAGCCCAUUCAUGUCGACGAUACAUUCGCCAGCCUGGGCGAGCAUACGCUGGCGGAGCUGGCGCUACCGAUCAACUCCCAUCUGGAGGUUGACCUCGAAUCGCAAUCGGUCAGCUUUGACCACUUUGUGCCGCCGUUCCGUGUAACCGAUUCGACAAAUGAUACCAACGGGUUCAUGUUGCUGUCAGACGGCCAAAACAAGGAGUCGCUCGGCCACAGCUUGCGGGUGAAGGCGGAACUGUUCGAUGCGCUAUCGAACAACUCGGAAAUCGAUCAUCCCCUGUGCGACGAGUGUACCGAUACGUUGCUGGAACUGAUGGACAAACAGCUCAAGAUCGCCGAGGAUGAAUGGAACGAUUACAACAACUAUCUGAAGAAGCUGGAAAUGACGGACGAUGUGCCAAACAUUGAAGAGCUGGAGCAGGAACUGGCCGGCCUGAAGGAGGACGAAACACGACUGCUCGAGGAGCUUAGCAGCUUGUCCCGCGAAGAGCAAUCCAUUCGGAAAGCGGUCGAGGAGCAGGAAAAGGAAAAGCAGCGGCUCGAACGCGAGGAGAACAAAUACUGGCGCGAGUAUACGAAGCAUCGCCGAGACGUAAUAACCACCGAGGACGAGUUCCGUUCCCUCGAAUGCCAGAUGGCGUAUGCCCAGAGCCAGCUAGAGAAGCUGAAGAAAACAAACGUCUUCAAUGCAACCUUCCACAUCUGGCACUCGGGACACUUUGGCACGAUAAACAACUUCCGCCUCGGGCGGCUACCAUCGGCUCCGGUCGACUGGUCGGAGAUAAAUGCGGCCUGGGGUCAGACGUGUCUGCUGCUGUCGGCCUUGGCACGCAAAAUGAAUUUCACCUUCAAACAGUAUCGCCUGGUACCGUACGGCAACCAUUCCUACAUAGAGGUCCUGGGCGAAGGUAAAGAGCUACCGCUGUACGGGAACGGAGGAUUCCGUUUCCUAUGGGACUCCAAAUACGAUGCGGCGAUGGUUGCAUUCCUCGACUGUUUGCAGCAGUUCAAGGAAGAAAUUGUCCGCCAAGAUCCAGACUUUUGCCUGCCUUACCUAAUGGAGAAAGGAAAAAUCGAAGAUGCAUCGACCGGAAGCAGUUUUUCGAUCAAGAUCCAAUUCAACUCGGAAGAGCAGUGGACCAAAGCGUUGAAGUACCUGUUGACGAACUUAAAAUGGGUGCUCACGUGGGUAUCGUCUCAGUUCACCGAGGACAAGCAGCGGUAGAACUCAAAAUACCUUCCCUUUGCCCCGUGCAAGUGCGAGGCAAACUGCAGAACUUUCGUGAUAUUACUUCGUUGGCGAUGGUCCUCGUCGUGUAUAGAUAGAACAAAAUACAUCCACUAUGUAUUGCAUAACUCUCUGUUGCGUUAGUGAUAAAUAAAAGUUAAACCAUGAAAUUAUCA